This is a messenger RNA of Oppia nitens, 1542 nucleotides long. RefSeq names its product putative glucosylceramidase 3. The record is from RefSeq and is a predicted model, not a curated record. Gene Ontology annotation, molecular function: glucosylceramidase activity. NCBI's taxonomy places the organism in Eukaryota, Metazoa, Arthropoda, Arachnida, Sarcoptiformes, Oppiidae. The transcript has 5 exons. The coding region runs from base 1 to 1542 and encodes 513 amino acids. Gene Ontology annotation, biological process: glucosylceramide catabolic process.
AUGUUAUCAAAUAUUAUAUUAAGACAGUUUGCUAAUACUAUUAGCGAUAAACCAGACUGUAAAAACUACCUGUCCGGUCACGGUAGUUUUGUAUGUGUCUGUACUGAGUCGGAGCCGUGCGCUAAAAUCGAGACACCGGUGCGUACGGCACCCGAUGUAGUGACCAAUUGGUUUUCGAGUCGUGACGGCGCCCGACUACGCAAACAGACACUCAAGUUUGGCGACAAACUCGACAGUACUACUACUGGUAAUGGCGCUCAACUACAUGUCAAAGUAAACCGUGAGAUCAAGUAUCAGGAGAUAUUAGGUUUUGGCGGUGCCUUUACCGAUGCCACCGGUAUUAAUCUGAAAGCAUUGGGCGAUAAAUUGGGUGAUCAGGUACUAUACGACUACUUUAGCAAAGAUGGUAUCGAGUAUAGUGUAAAUCGGGUUCCCAUAGCUGGCUGUGACUAUUCGGCACGCGGUUAUGAAUACGAUGAUAAAGGUGAGGACAAAACACUGGCCAAUUGGAAACUGGAACGGGAGGACUAUGACUAUAAGAUACCAUACAUUAAAAGAGCUAAAGAGUUGGCCACACAUGAGAUCCGUCUAUUUGGUAGUCCCUGGUCUGCACCGUCGUGGAUGAAGACCAACAAUGAUAUCAGAAAUGGUGGCACUAUUAAGGGAGAGGUGGGCACUGAGUAUUGGCAGAUAUAUGCAAAAUAUCUAAUAAAAUACCUGGAUGAGUACAAAAACAAACAUAACAUAACACAUUGGGGUCUAACUGUCCUCAACGAACCAUUGAUAACCACCAGCUAUAACUCGAUGCACAUAACAGCUGAACAGAUGCGCGAUUUUGUGGCCAAAACACUGGGUCCGGAGCUUCAACGUAGCGGUUGGGGAGUUGAUAGGCUAAACCUGAUGACCUGGGAUUUCAAUAUGGAAGGCAUUGAAGCCUACACUAAGACAGUCUACGGCGAUCCCAAUGCUGCCAAAUAUAUAGCCGGCACUGCAUUUCAUUGGUACACUACUAUUAAUAAAUCGCACGAACUAUUGGAUGUCAUACAUAAGCAACAACCGGGAAAAUUUUUGUUAGGUACCGAAGCAACCUGGGGUGGUGUCAAACUGGGACAGUGGGAAGCGGCCGAACUGUACGCUAAUGAUAUUACACAGGAUCUAUUGCACCAUUCAAUUGGUUGGGUAGACUGGAAUAUGGUGUUGGACACACAGGGAGGUCCAAAUUGGGUUCACAACUAUAACGAUGCACCAAUAGUGGCCAACGGUGCCAAACACGAGUACUACCGACAGCCGCAUUUCUAUGCAUUGGCUCAGUUCAGUAAGUUUAUUAAACCGGGAUCUGUUAGAGUCGACACACAAGUUGUCAAACAGGAGGCCAACAGUGCACUCGUCGGUGCCUUUCGUACGCCAAACAACUCGACAAUUGUAACGGUUGUCAACAACGACGACACGGAUAUUGUGUUUACUUUGGAGGACUCGAAAGCCGGCAAACUUGUCAACACUAUUACGAAAAAGUCAAUUCAAACUUAUGUUUAUUAUGAUUAG